Messenger RNA from Botrytis byssoidea, 489 nucleotides. RefSeq lists its product as uncharacterized. The record is from RefSeq and is a predicted model, not a curated record. Gene Ontology annotation, molecular function: structural constituent of ribosome. NCBI's taxonomy places the organism in Eukaryota, Fungi, Ascomycota, Leotiomycetes, Helotiales, Sclerotiniaceae. Gene Ontology annotation, cellular component: mitochondrion; ribosome. Bases 1 to 489 code for a protein of 162 amino acids. The transcript has a single exon. Gene Ontology annotation, biological process: translation.
AUGUCUCUCGUCACACUCUCUCACGUAUCAUCACAUCUUCAAAAUGCCUCUAAAGCCCGACUUGGGCUCACUUCCGUUCCUUCCUCGAACAUGAUCCUCACUCUCAUGCUCGGUCUCCAAUCCUCUGGAUUUCUUUCUUCUGUCACCCGCGGUGGACUCACCCCUCCUCCUAUGGAUGAAUUAUCUACAUAUGUACCAGAACCUGUUACGCAGCGAAAUAUCUCAACAAGGAGGUUAUGGUUAGGAAUGAAGUACUGGAACAAUGAGCCGGUAUUGAGUGAAAUGUCGAUGAUCAGUAAACCUACAAAGAGAAUUUGGAUGGAUGUGGAAGGGCUCUCGAAGAUUGUGAGGGGCAAGGACGCGAACUUUGUGCGGGGUUUGAGAAGACCAGGAGAGUGUAUCUAUAUCAGCACAUCGAGUGGAAUCUUGGAAGCAAGAGAAUGUGUAGAAAGGAGGGUGGGCGGUAUGCUUUUAUGCAGAGUCGUAUAG